Molecule: messenger RNA, 2213 nt
Organism: Nicrophorus vespilloides
Lineage: Eukaryota; Metazoa; Arthropoda; Insecta; Coleoptera; Silphidae
Product: GRAM domain-containing protein 1B-like
Exons: 9
Biological process (GO): intracellular sterol transport
Cellular component (GO): endoplasmic reticulum-plasma membrane contact site; plasma membrane; endoplasmic reticulum membrane
Molecular function (GO): sterol binding; sterol transfer activity
Source: RefSeq, a predicted model, not a curated record
GACAGCGACGUCCAAUCAAUAAAAUGUUGAAAAAAAAAACAUUUUGAAAUGUCAAUGACGACGACGCCGACGCCGCUGAAUGAAACAAACGUCAAAUUCUGAUGUUUCUUUUUGUAUUUUCGUAUAGGAAAAAGUGGUUCGCAUGGAAGAAUGUAUGGAUAAUCGCGUGGAUUCGAUAAGGUAAACGAUGUUUCUUUUUUUUUUAAAUGAGCCCCCUUUUGAAAAAAUAUUUCGUGCGAUAAGCGGGCAGACAGUAGUCGUUCGUCAGUAGUUGGAGGGGAAAAUUAUUGUUGAAAGCAGUAGCAACAGCAGCAGUAAAACAAUUGUUCAAGGUUUUUUAGUUUACGUUCGACGGUGAAGAGAAGCAGUCGUCGUCCCCCUGUCAAAUAGGAAACAAGAAGCACUUUGACAGCCGUCAUCGUUUAGACGACAAUAUUUGUUCGUGUUUGUCAUUAGCAGUCAGUUGUUGUUGUGACAGCCAGUGACAGCAGCGGCAGACAGCUAGACGAUUGGCGAGGAAGAGCGAGGAGAGAUGGUGAUGUUUUCCGGGAUUCGCAUAGAGCAGAAGUAGCGAGUGAGGCGAGGAAGGCCGCAAGGACUCUGCGAACGAGAUGCACCAACAUGAGCUAAGUGUUAUGAAGAUGACACUGUCCUCGCAUAACAUGUCCAGUGAUAACAAUAGAUCUGUCAGCCCCACUUCGAGUCCCCGCAGCAGCCCCAGGCCCUCACCGAAGCCACAAACCAAAAGAGAUCAUUCUCCCAGGAGCGAGAUACAUCUGAGCACCAGUUUCAAGGAGCCACCGCUCUUCAACAAGAAUGAUCUGUCACCUAUAAAUCCUUUUGCCGACUUCAGCCUUUCAUCUGGCAGGAGCAGCGUGAACGAGUUCCAGACGCCCGACUUCAACAGGAGCGAAAGCACCGGCGGCAGCUCGACCAAGGACAACAACAACAAGAAGGAGGGCAAAUCGAAGAAGAAGACGGCCUGGUUCAGUGUGCUCUAUCCAACGUACAAGUCGAGAUCCGAGGAUUUCAAGCAGACGUUCAAGGAUGCACCGGACGACGAGAGGCUCGUCGUAGAUUAUUCGUGCGCCUUGCAAAAGGAGAUCUUGGUGCAGGGACGGCUGUACGUUUCACAAAACUAUUUGCGGUUCUACGCAAACAUCUUCGGCUGGGAGACGAGCGUCUCGGUGAAAUGGAAGGACGUGACUGCCAUCACCAAGGAGAAGACUGCACUCGUCAUUCCAAAUGCCGUUCUGAUAGCGACCAGAAACGACAAGUUCUUCUUCACGAGUUUCGUCGCGCGCGACAAAACCUACUUGAUGCUCUUUCGCGUCUGGCAGAACGCCCUCAUGGACAGACCGAUGAAUCAGCAGGAGAUGUGGCAGCUCGUAAGAGAAUCAAGUCCAACAAUCCUCAUCCACGAAUCAUCUUCAGUUCACGAUUCGUACGGAGCAGAGUUGGGUUUGACCAGCGACGAUGAGGAUUACAUCGCGCCCGGCACCGAAGACGAAAAGUUCUCCGGCAGAAUGUCAAUAGAGUCUUACUCUGAGGAGUGUGCGAGCAACGCGGACGGUACCGGUGGCAACGACCAGCAGAUGAUCCUCGAGGACAGCAAGCUGGACGACGACAACCAAUCGCAAUCCGCCUCAGAUUCGAGAACCAAUCAGCAGGAUUUGAUGAUCAUGAACGGAAACGGGAACGGUACAGGAGGAGGAGGAAUUAUCGAGAUCUUCCAGCAGGAGCUGGACGUGGCCGGCCAUAGCAGUCAGCAGAUGCCGACGGAUUUCUCGGACACCACCGAAUCGGAUCACGAUAAAGACAAGACCGUUAAAUCAUUAUCACCUGCUAGAUGUAGCCAUGAUCCUCCGAUACUCGAUCCCCCCGAUACCCCGAAUUCCCAUGAACCCAUGAACCAUCCCCGCGAUCCGAGUCGCUCAUCCAGUGACGAGAAGCUAUAUCCCGUGUGUUCGGCCCUGCACAAGGGAAAGCAGCUGAUGAACGAGGUGAUCUCUCUGCACGUCGACAAGCUGUUCACGCUUCUCUUCACCAGCUCCAAGUUCUUCCUCGACUUUCACGAAGGCCGCAAGACGACCGAUCUCAAGCAGACUUUGUGGUCGAUAGAUGCAGAGAACAUCAAGAGUCGCGUCAUCAAUUUGACCGUCGCCCUCAAUCAACCGGUCGGACCGAAAACUGCACAGGUCACCGAAAAGCAG